Chanos chanos (milkfish) is the source of this 2520-nucleotide messenger RNA. Its product is annotated as CAP-Gly domain-containing linker protein 4. NCBI's taxonomy places the organism in Eukaryota, Metazoa, Chordata, Actinopteri, Gonorynchiformes, Chanidae. The record is from RefSeq and is a predicted model, not a curated record. The coding region runs from base 96 to 2240 and encodes 714 amino acids. Gene Ontology annotation, molecular function: protein binding. The transcript has 15 exons.
GACAAGUCGUGCUAGAAUGAGUUCAGUGAAACAAACUACUAUGCACGAAACGCAGCUGUCUGCUUUACCCUAAGAGUACAGGUCUUGGGGGGGAGAUGACUAAGGAGGAUGUGCUUCAGGAGAACUCAGAGGGAGACACUGUCCUGGGGAGAUAUAACAUUUUCCCUCCUGGAACUGAUCGUCCAAUCAUUCACCAAGUGGCAUCAGCUCCCAUGCCUUCUGACUGUGAGUUUACAUUUUUCGACCCUGAUGAGCCCCAAUGUCGGGAGGUUCUCUUGGACCCUCAGACCACAGUGUCUGAACUGUUUGCUGUCCUGAGACAGUGGGUUCCCCAAGUCCAGAAAAACAUCAGUCUCAUUGGCAAUGAGAUUCUGAAGAGGGGCUGUGGGGUCAACGACCGAGACGGCCUCACAGACAUGACUCUGCUCCACUACUGCUGCAAAUCUGGAGCCCCUGGCAUUGGUGACGCGGAGAGGGCUGCGAACUUCGCCCGGCAGCUGUUAGCUCUGGGCGCGCAGCCAUCACUGCGGAGUCGCUGGACCAAUAUGAAUGCCCUGCACUACGCCGCUUACUUUGACGUGCCUCCUCUCAUUCGCGUGGUGCUCCAGGCUUCACAACCUGGAGAGGUGGAUGCCACUUGCAGUGACUUUGACUUUGGUACGGCCCUGCACAUUGCUGCCUCCAAUCUCUGCACCUCUGCCGUUAAGUGUUUGCUGGAGCUGGGAGCUAACCCUGCUUUCAGGAAUGAGAAGGGUCAGUGUCCAGCUGACGUGGUGCCGGAGCCUUCGGACAUGCCCCUGGAGAUGGCUGAUACUGCUGCCCAAGCAAAAGAGCUGCGAGCUUUGCUGAAAGAGGCACUGCCCAGACCCUGUGACCCUUUGCCCCUGCUACCCACACGGCCCUGUGGGCUCCUCGCUGACCAGGCCCGUUCUCAGCUCGCCAGCAUGGGCCUUCGGCUUGGAGAUCGAGUUAUCAUUGCUGGCCAGAAGGUGGGUACCUUGCGGUUCUGUGGGGGUACUGAUUUUGCUGGCGGCCUCUGGGCAGGGGUGGAACUUCCACAGCCAGAAGGAAAAAAUGACGGGUCUGUAGCGGGCGUCCAGUACUUCUCCUGUCCCAUGAAGCACGGUAUCUUUGCUCCACUCUCAAAGAUAAGCAAAGCCUCGGAUCGGCGGCGACCCAACCCACGACUGAACUCAGGUCCCACUAGGCCACCUCGGCGUGUCGACCUGAAUCGAGCUACAUCUAAAGUCAACACAGGUGCUCUUUCUCGCAGCUGUUCAACCUCCUCAUCUUCACUAGACUCAAGACAUGGACCAGGCGCUAGACCCCCUCGCCCAUUACCACGUCAGCGACCCCCCCUUCGCCCUCUCCAGGAACGGUCCCAUCCUAGCUCCAGACCCACACCCCCACCCCCACCUCCACGCUCUAUGACCAGCACACCACGCUCUGGUACCAGAAGCAGGACCCCUUCAGCAAGCAGCUCUGUAUGUGAGGGUCCUGAGGUGCAUUUGGGAGAGCGAGUGCUGGUGGUGGGACAGAGGACUGGCGUUGUCCGUUUCUAUGGCAAGACCAGCUUUGCACCAGGGCUCUGGUUGGGAAUAGAACUGGACAAACCAUGUGGGAAGAAUGAUGGCUCUGUCGCAGGAAUAAAGUACUUUACCUGUCCCUCUAACCAUGGCAUCUUUGCCCCACCAUCUCGAGUACAAAGGAUUCAUGGCUCAGUGGAUUGCCUUGCAGAGCUGUCUUCCUCCAAAUUAAACACUUCUUAUUCGGAAAUCCGUCGCAGUCUUAGCUCAUCCUCAACUAUCUCUGUGCAGAGAGAGCAAACACGCAGGAGUUCAGCCAGCAGGAAUCGCUCAACCAGCCUGCGUCGCCGCUGGACCACGCUGAGUGCUGGCCUUGGGCAAGGCUCUAGCGUGGUUAAUGGGCGUGGGCAGGGAAGUGUGAGUGGUGCCACCACCUCCUCUGGCUCAGACAAUUCAGUAAAACUCCAUCUGGGCAUGCAGGUGCUGCUUAGCAGUGCCAACGAGAUGGGCACCAUCCGUUACAUUGGCACUGCAGACUUUGCCCCCGGUCUCUGGCUAGGCUUGGAGUUGCGCAGUGCCAAGGGAAAGAACGACGGUUCGGUGGGAGGCCGGCGUUACUUCAGCUGCCGUGGUGGGCACGGGGUCCUGGUGCGGCCCAGCCGAGUCACCUAUCGUGGCAUUAACGGGUCAAAGCUGGUGGAUGAAAGCAGCUGAGACACAUUCUCCUCCAGAGAAUGAGGACUCACACUCUUUUUUUUUUUUUUUUUUUCACCCGCCAUUUAGUUUGAGCCAACAUGUGUGAUGUUUAUUUUGUUUUAAGUAAUAAGCAUGGGUUGACAUCUGAUGUCAACAGGCACUUCUAAUAAAUAAAUUAACACGUAAAUCAGUGGCUGUAUGGAAGUGACAAGCAAUAAGGCAUGAGAUGAAUAUUUUGUGUACGGAUUGUUUAUGUCAGCGUAUUUGUUUGUGUGAUAAAGAUUUCGGGGGGGUGUUU